Messenger RNA from Gamsiella multidivaricata, 1863 nucleotides. RefSeq lists its product as uncharacterized. The record is from RefSeq and is a predicted model, not a curated record. The transcript has a single exon. The coding region runs from base 1 to 1863 and encodes 620 amino acids. NCBI's taxonomy places the organism in Eukaryota, Fungi, Mortierellomycota, Mortierellomycetes, Mortierellales, Mortierellaceae.
AUGCUCUACUUCUCCCACCCUCCGAUAUUCACCAGCCAUGGUUAUCAGCCCACAAUCCUCAUGGACACCUCACCUAAGCACUCUUGCCACCAGGAUCAUGUCAGCGUUUUCCACGAAAGAGGAGCCAUGGAUCCACACGUCGAUUAUAUCCAGAUCUGGCUGAAUGCUCAUCCAUCCGUCGAGCCAGCUCAAGGCACUGUACCCACGUCGGUGCCCGAUACUACAUCUGUCAUUGCCUCAGAGUCGAUGCCUCAACUGCCAUUUACACCCCAAGAACAACCCGCCCCACAGAGUACUAGUGAUUUGGAGGCCGAUGAUUCGAUGGAAUGGGUGAGCUGCCAAUCCUCGCCCAUGUCGCAUUCAGUCCCGCAAUUGGAUGAGCAAUACCGUUCGCCAUCCCCAGACCUGUUCGAAGAAUAUCGCCCGCUUCAGCACGCGUCCGUGUCCCCAUCAACUCCAAUUGCCCUGGCAUUCCAGCAAUAUGUCAUGCUUCCGCAUUUGCCAUAUCGAAAUCGUGCCCGAUGCAUCUUUCUGGCACCAAGGUCAUCUGCAAACAAUCGAAUGCAUCGUCGCGUGAGGGAUCUGCUUCACAACACAUCGGUCCAACGAAUCCGUAAUUGGUUCAAGACAACAGUCGAGCCCUGCGCACUUGAGCAACAGCGGAACCUCUCUCUGCUGAACUUCAUGUCAAAGCAGGCCGCGGCUGCUGAGGAAGGCUCUAUCUCGUGUGCGGGUGAGGAUAGCUCGAUAAUCCCCGACCAGGACGCAUGCCCGAUUUGUUUGAAGGCUAGUACGGCUAUGAAGGUCAUCACGACUUGUGGACAUUCAAUCUGUUGGAAGUGCGAGCAGGACCUCGAUCGAGCAGGCAACAUCUCAUGUCCCAUGUGUAGGCGUAUGCGACUGGUCACCACCUACAGAAACGUGCUCGAUUUGUUCAAGACUACGAUCGGGCUACACCAGAGUGACUAUACACACCCGUAUUGUUUGUCUCCCGACAGUCAGCCUAGAUUUCUCGGUCAAGCAGUUCUAGCUGCUCAAACCAAGGUCGAGGAUGAGGAGGGGGAGGAGGAGGAGGAGGAGGAGGAAUACGAUGCAGAAAUUGAGCAUGAGCUCGCUGAGAGGUAUUUGUGGGAACAGAGCGCUUCCUUUCUCGAAUACCUCCAGUCCGCCGCCAAGCACCAUCCAGCAAACCAGUACUUCCAAUUGAACGCAGCCCGGGACCUAUGCUUCAAACCAUCAACAGAGCACCAUCUACCCGAAUACUUUGAUCAAGCUCCCCUCGAACCUCCAACCUCAGGGCUGAUCCUUCCUCCGCACCGACUCUACGUUACAGUGAUCCACGUCUGUUUAGACAUGCUGACGCUGCCUAACCCGACAGAGUUCCAACAACGGGCGCAGUUCAAGCGCGAGGCGAUGUUGAUCGAGCUGGUGGCCUUGUUCCUUGUCCCGACAGAUGAGUUCUCACCGCGAGAGCUUGAACGCAUCUACAAUGCACCCGCAUGGAUCGAACACGGACAGUAUGUCCUAGCGAGAAUCCAUCGCUUCCUACAGGCCAAGGUUCGUCAGAACAUCAUGAAGGAGCUUGAUGGGGACGAGCCGCUGCAGGCAGGACAGAGAGGAGCUCGACUUGUGAAUACAGCCGUGCCUUCGACGCCGAUCUCGCGUGGGAUCUUGUAUAUGGGAACGGCUCGGUGGACCUGGGUUGCCCAGUCUUUGCUGGUGCUCAUUACGUGGAUCCAAGUCGCUAACGGCAACCCAUCGAUGGUUGCGCCUAUUACGAUAAGAUCGGGACGCUCUUUGUUGGGCAAGCAUAUGCUGCAGGAGGAAACCUUCCGUCCUUCAAAGAGGCGGCUAAUUGAAUAG